AUGCCGAUAAAGCGUUCUUACGCAACUGCAAUUGUAGCUGAUUGGGUGGUUGUUGGUGAUGUUCAGUACUUGCAUCGUGCCACCAUAAUCUUUGGGUCAGACGGGGAAAUGAAAGAAAAAAAGCUGGUUGUUUCCUUCCUCAUCCAUCUUAAAUUGUAUGUACAGGAAGACGCUACUGAGGUGUUCUUUAAACGUGAGCGCCUGAUCCCGUUCGAUGACGACGAAGGUAUCAUCCACAUACCGCGCCCAAAAUUUCGGUCUGCGGUGUUUGAAGACCAGCGACUCUAA
This is a messenger RNA of Dibothriocephalus latus, 288 nucleotides long. The record is from the annotation of a GenBank genome assembly. NCBI's taxonomy places the organism in Eukaryota, Metazoa, Platyhelminthes, Cestoda, Diphyllobothriidea, Diphyllobothriidae.